Messenger RNA from Onthophagus taurus, 1257 nucleotides. It is a transcript of the gene TfIIS, whose product is annotated as RNA polymerase II elongation factor. Gene Ontology annotation, molecular function: zinc ion binding; nucleic acid binding. Lineage: Eukaryota; Metazoa; Arthropoda; Insecta; Coleoptera; Scarabaeidae. The record is from RefSeq and is a predicted model, not a curated record. Gene Ontology annotation, cellular component: nucleus. Gene Ontology annotation, biological process: DNA-templated transcription; transcription elongation by RNA polymerase II.
UUUUCUUCUUAUUGGGGAAUUGUGUUGCGCAUGCGUUGGCGUCCGGGAAGCGGCAGGCGGCGACUCUUGUCAUUUUUGUCAGCCAUUCUGGCAUUUGCUCUUGGGGCUUUACGUGCCGAUUAUAAAAAAACCAUUCGUUUCGAUUCGUUUUUCUUGAUAAUAAAACGGAACAACAAUGAGUGUCGAAGAGGAAGUGAUGCGCAUACAGAAAAAGCUCACGAAAAUGACGUCGGCCGACGGUUCGGGUCAGGAACAAGCAUUAGAUUUAUUAAGAGAACUACAAAAGUUAGACAUUAAUUUGGACGUUUUAACAAAAACGCGAAUUGGAAUGACCGUAAAUGCUUUGAGAAAAUCUAGCACAGAUGAAGAAGUUAUAACGCUGGCGAAGACGCUCAUUAAAAAUUGGAAAAAAUUUAUCUCCGGCUCGAAUAAAGAUACAAACAGCAGCAGCACCAGUAGUUCAACAAAGCCGAAGAAAGAAAAAGAAGAUAAUAAAGUUAAGGAGGAUAAAGAAAUCGGAAAAAAGUUACCUAGUCAAUUUCCGAGCAGUUCAAACACAACAGAUGCAGUUCGGUUGAAAUGUAGGGAAAUGUUAGCCGCUGCUUUGAGAGUUGAUGGAAAUGAUUUUGAAGGAUGUGCUAGUACUGAAGAAUUGGCAGAAGAACUUGAAGAAGCAAUAUACCAAGAAUUUAAAAACACAGAUAUGCGAUAUAAAAAUCGUAUAAGAUCAAGAAUUGCAAAUUUAAAAGACGUAAAAAAUCCAAUGUUACGUACGAAUUUCCGUGUGGGGGCAUUGCCGGCAGCUCGAUUAGCAGUGAUGACAGCUGAGGAAAUGGCAAAUGAUGAAAUAAAAUCGCUACGAGAACGAUUUAAAAAAGAAGCGAUAAAUGACGCCCAAUUGGCGACAGCGCAAGGUACAAAAACGGAUCUUCUUAAAUGUGGAAAAUGCAAAAAACGUAAUUGCACCUACAAUCAAAUUCAAACACGUUCCGCCGACGAACCAAUGACCACGUUUGUUUUAUGUAAUGAGUGUGGAAAUCGUUGGAAGUUCUGUUGAGAUGAGAAAAAAGGAGGAGUAAGUUUCCGGUAUCUUAUAUUUUUUAAGGUUUCUUUGAAAGUUUCGCACACGUUCUUUUGACGUGUUGUAUAUUGUUAAGUAAAUUUAAAUUGCGUUUAGCUUUAUCCUAUAUUAAUAAAUCCAACAAAAAAAGAUAAUAGUAAAUAAAGAAAUGAUGAAGACAAGAAUUAAAGUCUAAA